This is a messenger RNA of Coffea eugenioides, 1263 nucleotides long. Its product is annotated as serine/threonine-protein kinase STY17-like. Bases 1 to 1263 code for a protein of 420 amino acids. Gene Ontology annotation, biological process: protein phosphorylation. The transcript is spliced from 5 exons. Lineage: Eukaryota; Viridiplantae; Streptophyta; Magnoliopsida; Gentianales; Rubiaceae. The record is from RefSeq and is a predicted model, not a curated record. Gene Ontology annotation, molecular function: ATP binding; protein kinase activity.
AUGGGAUCCGCCACUUCUUACCGACAACCUCCACCUGCAAGUAUCCAGCUGGAGAAACAGUUGGCAGCGAUAGAAGCCGAACUCCAAAAGCAAAGAGAAGUAAGGAAAUUGUACAAGAUGCAGCUAGAGAGGACACGAGAUUACCUAAGGAACUGCCUUCAAAUAGCGCAAGACAAUGGUUUCUUGGACAUAUUUACUGGCAAUAUCAAAGAUAAACCCCAAGAAUCCCAAUCCCUUCUCCCACCUGAUGCUAUCAACAGCCUUGUUAGCAGUCCCAGAGGACCACAGUCCACAGCGCAGCCCCAUCCACAUACCAGUCUUGCUGCCCUCAUUGCUCAAGCAAAAUUGCUCGGAUGGUACAUUGAGCCCGAUGAGCUUGAACUGCAAGAAGUAGUAGCUCAGGGAACGACAGCAGAUGUAUAUAGGGGAACAUGGAGAGGACUUGAUGUUGCAGUGAAGUGUAUCUUCCCCAAUUUAUUCGAAACAAAUGAGCACAUGCUUGGCUUCUUUGUUCAAGAGGUUGAGACAUUGUCGAGGCAGCGCCACCCCUUUGUGCUUCAGCUGAUGGGGGCUUGCCUUGAACCCCCAAGCCAUGGCUGGAUAGUCACUGAAUUCUUGAGUACAACUCUCAAAAUUUGGUUACACGGUCCGGGCAGCAGAAGGAAAGAAAGAAUGGUUCCCCUUCCGCCCCUCGAAGAGAGGCUACAAAUGGCCCUAGAGAUUGCUCAAGCAAUGCAGUAUCUUCAUGAGCAGAAGCCUGCAAAGGUUAUCCAUCGUGAUUUGAAGCCUAGCAACAUUUUUCUUGAUGAUGACAUGCACGUAAGGAUUGCAGACUUUGGCCAUGCUCGGUUCUUGAAUGAUGGCGAAAAGGCACUCACUGGAGAAACAGGUACAUAUGUUUACAUGGCUCCGGAGGUAGUCCGUUGUGGACCUUAUGAUGAAAAGAGUGAUGUUUAUAGUUAUGGUGUGAUACUCAAUGAGCUGAUUACGGGUGAACAUCCAUAUAUUGAAACAGAUUAUGGCCCUUCAAGGAUAGCCAUGGAAGUGGCAAACAAUGGACUUAGACCGGCGCUUCCAAAGCAUGAUGCCGAGAAACUAAAAGAGCUUCUUGAACUUAUUCGAAAUUCUUGGGAUGAAGAUGCAGCAAUAAGACCCUCCUUUGCAACCAUAACUUGCAUCCUCAGAAGUAUUAGAAAGAGAUUAGUAGAUAAUCAAUACCUAGGGGCUACUAUUAAGAUACCCUUUCUUGUUAUGAAUAACUAA